This is a messenger RNA of Helianthus annuus (common sunflower), 1753 nucleotides long. RefSeq names its product DDB1- and CUL4-associated factor 8. The coding region runs from base 207 to 1655 and encodes 482 amino acids. The record is from RefSeq and is a predicted model, not a curated record. Gene Ontology annotation, cellular component: Cul4-RING E3 ubiquitin ligase complex; cytoplasm. The transcript is spliced from 5 exons. Gene Ontology annotation, molecular function: protein binding. NCBI's taxonomy places the organism in Eukaryota, Viridiplantae, Streptophyta, Magnoliopsida, Asterales, Asteraceae.
CAAAAACCCAAAAGAAUAUAAUGACUGGGAAGGGGGGACUACACAGACUAGCCACAACAUAGAAGCUUCAAGAAGAACUCUCCCUGUUCAUCAAUCAAUCACUAUAACUGUUAUCAUCAUCAUCAUCGUCCUUUUCGAUUCUUUGCUUACAAUUUCCAUGAUUCUACACCUUUCAAUCCUCCAACUUUUCUUCUACUGAAUCGAAAAUGGAGGAUACCGGUGUACGUAACAAUAAACGUUCAUCACAACAUGAGAUUCUGGAGGUUUUCAACCGACAAAUCGGCGUCAAUUCGCCUAAAAAGUUCUCUCGCAGAAUCUCCGCUUCCGAGGCUCUUGUAAAGAGGAUUGAUCUUGCUGGUAAAUUAAUUGGGCACGAGGGAUGCGUAAACACGAUUGAAUUCAACUAUUGCGGUGAUCAUCUAGUGUCAGGGUCUGAUGACAGACGAGUCAAGUUCUGGAAUGUGGCAACUAGAUCUUUGGUCUGUUCAUACGCUUCUGGUCAUGUAGAUAAUAUAUUUCAGGCUCGAAUUAUGCCGUUUACUGAUGACACGAAAAUCAUAACUUCUGCUGCUGAUGGCCAGGUAAGACUCGGUCAGGUAGGGGAGAACGGUCACGUCCACACAAAAAAGUUAGGGAAACAUCACGGUCGCGUUCACAAGCUUGCCGUUGAGCCUGGAAGCCCCCACAUAUUUUACAGCUGUGGGGAGGAUGGAUUAGUUCAACAUUUCGAUUUGCGAAGUAAUUCUUCAGCAAAGUUAUUCUGUUGCUCUUCGUUCUCAGAAAACAACCACCACUCAUCCUCAAACAGUUUAAGAUUAAAUUCUAUCGUAAUCGACCCGAGAAACCCUAAUUACUUCUCUAUAGGAGGCUCUGACCAAUACGCACGUGUAUACGACAUUAGAAAACUCCAAUGGGACCAGCCGUCAAGUAAUCAAGACCGACCCGUAAACACAUUCUGCCCGAAACAUCUAAUCAAAACUCAUGAUGUCUCCAUCACCGGGAUGUCAUAUUCCCACACAAGCGAGCUUCUUGUUUCGUACAACGACGAACUUAUUUAUUUAUUCCAAAAGGAUACGGGUUUAGGACCCGAUCCGUUGUCGGUUUCGAACGAGAAUUUGGAAGAACCACGGAUGUAUUCGGGGCAUAGGAAUUCGAUGACGGUUAAAGGGGUUAGUUUUUUUGGGCCUAAUAGUGAGUAUGUUAUGAGUGGGUCGGAUUGUGGGCAUAUUUUCAUAUGGAAUAAGAAAGAUUGUAAGCUUGUACGCGUAAUGGAAGGUGAUAGGCGUAUAGUGAAUCAAGUGGAGCCUCAUCCUAGUAUCCCUGUUCUUGCUUCUUCGGGAUUAGAGAAAAAUAUAAAGCUUUGGGUUCCGAUGUCUGCUGAUAAUACUAUUCCACUGCCUCAUGAUUUACAAGAGAUUAUGGAGUCAAACAAGCGAGGCAGGGAAGAUCAUUCGCGGGUCACACUUACUCCUGAUGUCAUUAUGCAUGUUUUGAGGCUUCACAGAAGACAAGCAAUGGCGUAUAUUGAAAGAAGACACAAUCGAGAGGAUAUUGCAAGUGAUGAAGAAGAUGAAAGCGAUGCUUAUGUCUUGGGAUUCGCCGAUCAUGAUGGCUCCUUAGAGGAUGGAAAUUCGAGCGAGUGUAGUAUCGUUUGAUAUUCCAUUACUCGUUGUAAAAUGUUUGCUACGAUUUGGGAACCCGACUGCCGAGUAUGCAUGGUUUGUUAAAUAAAGCCGGUAAGUAGUUUUGUGCA